This is a messenger RNA of Saprolegnia parasitica CBS 223.65, 1725 nucleotides long. Its product is annotated as TKL/LISK/LISK-DD1 protein kinase. NCBI's taxonomy places the organism in Eukaryota, Oomycota, Saprolegniomycetes, Saprolegniales, Saprolegniaceae. Gene Ontology annotation, biological process: protein phosphorylation. Gene Ontology annotation, molecular function: protein kinase activity; ATP binding. The coding region runs from base 1 to 1725 and encodes 574 amino acids. The transcript is spliced from 4 exons. The record is from RefSeq and is a predicted model, not a curated record.
AUGGCGUUUAGUCUCGGGCUUCUUCUCCUGUGGACCGCGUCGGUGACUGGUGUUGCACACGACCCCGAGGUCGCAACGCUGCUUGGCCCUGGCGGCAAGCGACUGGGUCUAACGCUCGAUUUUUUGCUCCCGAUUUUGCCGAACGAUUGGCUCGCUGACAAGGCGCUCAUGAACACGCCUAUGAUCACUGGCGUCGAAGUCAGCCCUGGCUACGAGUUCGUCGGCUACGCGUACACACGGUUCACCGGCAACUACAUGGUCUGGAACGAGACCCAACGCAGCCUCGGUCCAAUCUGGAGCGGGCGCAUUCGGUCGUUCAUCGUGCGCGAAGUCUCACACGAGCUUUCAACGAUCAACAAGAAGGCCCAAGAGGUCGGCGCGGUGUACACCGACCUUAACUUUUCGGGCCAGUCCCGGCCCAUCAACCUCUUCUCGACAUCCUGGAAGGUCGAAGGGUAUUUUGAGUCCGUGCGACUCUCGCCGGGCUACAUGCUCACGAUCUCGGACGGGCUUGGCAACUCGGAAACGUGGAAAACCGACUUUGACGUGCCCGACAAGUGGAAGAAGUCGGCAGUCGCGUUCCGACUGCAGAGCCUCCGUGCGCUCCCAAAGCCGACGACAGUGCCGACACGAACCGACGCACCGACGACAUCGGUUCCGACGACACCGACACCGACCCCGUCAACUCUUGGGUCAUCCGAGACCAAUCAGGUCCCGCUCAUUCUCGGUAGCGUCGGUGGCACACUCGCUCUUGUCGCGGUCGUCGUCGGUAUCUACUGUCUCUGUCGUCGCCGAAAACGUCGUCCUUUGUCGACCAAGCUCGACACACCCAACGUGGGUACACCGCAGGGGCCGUCAACGUACGCAGCAACGAGCUCGCUGAGUCCGCGCGAGACGCUCGACCUGCAAGCCCUCUACAAGUACCGCAUCGACCCGGGUGCCCUCGUCUUGCACGAGACCCUUGGUUUUGGCGCCUUUGCGCAGGUGUGGCGCGCGACGUGUUUUGGGCUACCUGUCGCGGUCAAGACGCUUCUGGCCCAUCGUCAGACAGCCCGCGACAUUGCGGCGUUCAUCAAGGAGCUCGAGCUCCUCUCCAGUUUCCACUCGCCCUACAUUGUCGAAUUUGUCGGCGUUGUGUGGACCACUCCGUCGGACAUCAAAGGUGUCAUGGAGCUCAUGGACGACGGCGAUCUGCGGACGCGCCUCGCGACAACGUCGCCCGCGACACUGCCGUGGUCGAUUAAAGUGGGUAUCUUACGGCACGUGGUCGACGGCCUCGCGUAUUUGCACUCGCUGCACGUCAUCCACCGGGAUUUGAAGUCGCGCAACAUCCUCCUUGACCGUAUCAAGGGCGCCAAGCUCGUCGACUUUGGCGUCGCUCGGGACGCCGACGACGCGUCCAUGACCAUGGGCGUCGGCACGUACCGCUGGAUGGCGCCCGAGGUGCUGCACGGCCGCGACUACUCGGUGGCCGCCGACAUUUAUUCCCUCGGCAUGGUCCUCACGGAGCUCGACUCGCACGCGAUUCCGUUCCAGCACAUGGCGCGCAUGUCGGACGUCGCGCUCAUGUGCGCCGUCAUGAACGGCAGCGUGUGUCCCACGGCGUUCACACCGAGCUGCCCCGACUGGCUCAAGCAUCUCGCCACCCUCUGCACGUCCCACGACCCGAAUGAGCGUCCCACCAUUUACCAAGUCCAAAACGCGCUCCAGGCCGUUCGAGUCUAG